CCCGUGAACGCCUCAGGGCAGACAGCAGGCAGCAGCUGCGCGAGCUGAGAAGCGAAAGUCGCCCUGUGUGCGGAAAGCGAAGGAAGGAAAGAAGAGUAAAGCACGUUUCGGGGCGUUUCUCUUACUUUUUUUUCCAUUUGAUAAGUUCGUUUCAAACCGCAGGACGAGUAUAACGCGUUUCCUGUUUCAGAAAGUUGACUUUAGUCGACCUUUAAAUGCUCGGGACGCAGUGACAGCUUGGUCUACAACACAGCCGGAGACUCUAAAGUCACAGCCAUGGAGGACGGGGGGAAGAGCCGCCUGCAGCAGGCGCAGGAGGAGGUGGAGGAGGUGAAGGGGAUAAUGCUCGACAACAUGAACAAAGCUGACGAGAGAUCCGGCAAACUGAACGACCUGGAGCAGCAGGCUGAGGAUCUUCUGGAGAAGGGUAAAGUUUUUGAAAAGAAAUCCCACCAGGUGAAGCAGCAGAAAAAAAUGGCCAACAAGAAGAUGAAAAUUGUGUUCAUUGUCGUCGGCGUGGUGGCAGGACUCGUCGUCUUGGGACUUGUAAUUUAUGCCAUUGUACCAUCAAAUUAAAUGCAGAAGAUCUUUGGCAGCUGAAAGGGGAAAAGUUACGAGCCGAAGGAGAGUUGAUGAGUAACGACCCAGGAAACGACAAGCUGUACAUGUGGGACUUUGCUGCACAAUAUGUGAAAUAAUUGUUAUGAGAUAUUUAUGGAAACGUUUUUUCCACUCCUCCCUUCUUCAAGUCUUCUGUUGAUAUGGUACAGUUAAUUGCUUUCUUGGAUGUUCUUCCCAGUUAAACCUCUUCACAUAUCAUAAAUAAAGUAAAAAGCAGUUCCUGCAUGAAUUGACUGUUUUCAAGGUGUUUUUCACCGCCCCCUCCCCCUUUAAGAUGUCUUUCAUGAGCAUCUGUUAAGAUUGCAUCCCCUUUGACCAAGGUUUUAUACAUAUCUUUAUACAGAUAUAAUUUGCAUCCUCCUCUUGUUUGAAUCAUUUUACAAAGAAUUCGGCAGAAGACAGAAUAUAACAUACCUCUUGUGCGUCCUUAGGAAAUCUAGGAUUGGGGGAAAUGAACGGGACAUUAUCCUUGUGACAUCAAAUUCCAGCUGUAAAAAUAACUGCAUAUUAGAUUUUCUUUUUUGUUGUUUCAAUUUGGUAGUUAGUUCCUCGUUAACAUAUGUGGUUUCCUUGUAUUUUUUUUAUUAAUCUGAGUAAUAUUUUUAUUAUUGCACUGCAUUUGCAUAUAAGGAAAAAGCGUGUCAUACAAAAACUUCAUUCAUUAAAAAAUGUGGAUGAACAGCAGA
Molecule: messenger RNA, 1307 nt
Organism: Fundulus heteroclitus (mummichog)
Lineage: Eukaryota; Metazoa; Chordata; Actinopteri; Cyprinodontiformes; Fundulidae
Product: vesicle-associated membrane protein 727
Exons: 3
Coding region: 277-576 (99 amino acids)
Biological process (GO): vesicle-mediated transport; vesicle fusion; SNARE complex assembly
Cellular component (GO): SNARE complex; plasma membrane
Molecular function (GO): SNAP receptor activity; syntaxin-1 binding
Source: RefSeq, a predicted model, not a curated record